Molecule: messenger RNA, 3911 nt
Organism: Ceratina calcarata
Lineage: Eukaryota; Metazoa; Arthropoda; Insecta; Hymenoptera; Apidae
Exons: 8
Coding region: 1605-3743 (712 amino acids)
Source: RefSeq, a predicted model, not a curated record
UCCACGAGGAGCACGUAUUGAUCUUCGAACGCAUUUAGUCUAACCGGAUAUAUUGGAAUUCAAGAAUUUGAUUAUCUCCGAGCAGUGGCGCGUACAUCCGGGAAAACCAGGUCUCCGGCAGGUGGUAUAACGUUACCCAAGAUGAAAACGAGAUCUCCCAUUAUACGUAGAAUAGAAUGCACGUUGUAUAUACAUCGUGAUAGAUGUACAUUUUACGGCGCACGAACGAACGCGAGUUAUUAAACGGGUAAUGUAUGUGCAUACACCGCGCGGGUAAUCUCCGGCUCGAUCACGAAACCGUGUGUACACUGCGCGCUUAUGCAAUAUUACGUAACGCCUUGAUCUUGGAGUCGGCCGCGAAAUGAAUGAAACUAUCGCCGCGGCGGUAAAAGGUCCCUUUAAAUGAAUGAAAACCGCAGGGCGCGCACGUGCUCCCCCGGGUCCUCGCGCCCCGGGCUUUUCACGCGCCGGGACGUUUUCGAAAUCCCGACAUCGUCCCUCGAGUGGCCAUUACGCGCUCGUACAUAAAUACAGCGCAAACAUUUACGCUGCGAUACACAUAAGUGGUACACGCCGGUGGAAAAAUAUUUGUUCAGUCGCCGGCGGAGCUUUUGCUCGGUCCGCUCCAAGUCCGGUUCCGCGGAUUAACUCGACAAGUGGUUCGUCGUUCAAUUGCCGCUCGUAAAUCGAUAAUUACAUAACUUCCGUCGUGAGACCGGAAUUAAGCCGCCGCGACGCCGACGGCUUAACACGGCCGAUCGAGGAGAAUAGAAAUAAAUGAGGGUCACGACCUCCCGUAUAGGCCGGCAUUAAACGAAGAACCGUCUAGCACGGUCUGGCUUAAAAAAAAAAUCAUACUUUUUCUUGCUGCGAAAUUAUCGACGUCCGCCAUGUACAGACUUUGUUUACGUUCGAAUGCAAAGUCCGAGCGCAAUUAAUUCAGUGGAUUCAUGAACGCGUAUAUAAAAUAUGACAGCGUAGCCGACUCGAUAUCUACGCGAAACGGUAAUGAUUUAUGCAGGCGCCCGUGCGAAACCCACGGGGCGUAAGUUGUUUUUAGCCUGACAGCGGUAAUUAAUCAUCUGUGUCAAUGUUUGCGAAUGUCGCGUCUGACAAUUUCACUGGAAACAUUAGUAGAUGCGAUCGAUAGCCGAGCGAUUGCCUAUAAACGCAUCGAGAUCGAACACAAUGGGAACAAAAAGCUCGUCCGUCAAUUCUGACGCGAUCACCUGUAGACGGUGCAACAGUUCAAGUACGUAUUAGACAUGCAAUCCCGGUCGGCUCGGGAUAGGUUGACAAUCGCGCGCUUCCGCAUGGGCGACGUGACGGGACGGAUACGUUGAACAACGAUUUUCUGCGCGAAGGUUAAAACCGGCGAUCAAGAAGUACGAGUGACCGAUGGCCGAUGACAAGUUAACGUCGAGGACGGCAAGGCGAAGGUGCAUCCACAGUGGAUCUGGCAAUGAACCUCUGAUAGAAGGAGAAAGGCCUCGAUAUACGAGAUUUACCAGAUCCAGUUUCGUGCCUGAACUGGAAGACGUGGAGAACCUGGUAAAGAGGAAAAUACGCGAGCUUUUUCUCCUACCGGCUAUAUAAGCAAGUCGAUGCCAGCGUUCGACUGCCAGACGAUCCUCGCCCGUGGUUUUACGACUCCUCCUCAGCUCCCGAAGACGCCAAAAAUAAUGAGGGACCUGAUUGUGAUCGCCGUGAUGGCAGUAGUCGUCGCUGGUUAUAAGAAAGGAAGGGCAUACACCGGCUUGCUGGAAGAUUUCCCGCCGUACCAAGGAACCCAUCAGUCCCUUCACGAGCAACACCACCCGUUCCAGGAGCACUCGUUCAAAACGCAACCGUACCAACCGUAUCGAAGCCGACCGUAUCGACAGGAGUUUUCCUCGUACCCCGAACAAUUGUUCCUGAAGGAUUCGUCGUUAUUGAAAGAUUACUCGUCACUGAAAAGCCGACCGUUCCUGGAAGACAGUCCAUCUUUCAGGGAUUUCGACCCGAAGGGACAAUCGCUAAAGAGCGGCUCGUUCUAUGACGACAGCACGCAAUUAAAAGAUUCCGUGGACUUCAGGCAACCACAUUCGUUGAGAAGUCGACCAUACUUCGACGACAGCCCGUCUCUGAAGGACUCUGCAGAGUUCAAGGAUCAAUCUUCGUUCUUCGCGGACGGACAAUUGUACAAGAGCCGGACGAAUUUCGCGAGUGAACAGGCCGCUCAGGAUCAGACGUAUCUGCGCGACGAUUUCCGGUUCGCAGAUAUCUACGACAAGCAAUCUCCUCGGGACCAAUCCGUGCAGCAAUUGGCUAGCAGCUCUUUCGAUAGAAACUCGGAAUACUUAAAAUACGGUGAGUACUUUAACGCAAAUUGCAUCUGCUUCCGAUACUUGCUUCGAGAGAAACGAUUUGCUUGUUAUUCAGGAAACCAUGGUCUCGGCUAUGCCUCCGUGCCGGCAGUUUCGCCGUACGAGAACGCCUUACCAUUGAGCGAGGAAGGAUCCACGACGAUGGCACCACCGAUGGCCUCGACGACCACCCACCAACCGUUGCUGCAAUCUACCGUCUCCUCUACUAUCGACCAAGUUCAUAUGUCUGCGACUUCCGAGCCGAAAAUGGCUUCGUCGAAGGUACCGCACGCGGCGACAAUGCAGACCACCAAAUCCGAUACGUUGUUGGUCGGCGGUUCCAGCACGUUGACAGAUUCCACGAAGUCUCCAGUCACCGCGAAGCAAUCUUCGAACUUGGCUCAGCCGUCGACAGGUUUGACCACGGAGUCUAGCUCGCCUGUCAUGACCACAGAAUCUCCGGACGUAUUCUUCGAACGACACAAAAUGCCGCCGAUUGAAUUUCCGGGGGCCAAGUUCACCAGCUUGCCGCAGUCUUAUUAUAAUUUCAACGGCGGUCUGCGGAACAACUCGCCGGUCUCUCUGCUCGGCUAUCUGCUGUCGCAGUCGGGUAAGACCGGCAUAAAACUGAACGAGCACGCGUCGUCGCUGCUAAACCCCCCGUUACCGGAGGGCAACAACUUCGGCAACAAGAUCCAGAGCUCCAUGUUGAAUUACGUACUACCCGAGGAAUCGAAGCUGAAGGACAACUUGCAGAGUUCGCUUUUGAACUAUCUGCUGCAGCAGGAACUGAACCGCGGCCUAUCGUUCCAACAAUCUCCCGUGUCGGGGAAUACGAACUACGUACAACUGGCCUCGCUGGCCGAGAAACCAAAGAUCACGCUACCGGGCAUGUCGAUCGCGACCCUGUCACCGGUUUCCCGGCCGUUGCAGACCAUAAACUAUGUCUCCCCGACGGCCACGCUGCCAAGAGUCUCCUCGUUCGGUGCUCAAGUCUCGCCGACCGGCAUCCUUCCGCUAGGCGCCGCUUCGCCUCCCGGCUUGUCCCCGAGCGUGUUCAACAGUUUACCUGGCGGGAUGAGCGACGGCAUACCUGCGGGAAUACCUGCCGGCAUAUCGGCGAACGUUCCAACCGUGCCAACUUUGAAUUUCGGACAGAAUCUCCAACACGUGGGCCAGCUGCAGCAACUUGCACCGGCUACGAGUCAACCGUUCUCCACAGGAGGGCUGCAGCUGCAAUUGGGGGGUUUCGGCGGGCUAGAUUACACGCUACGCGCUAAUCCCGUCCAACGAUCCACGGACUUCGGGCUCGCGAAGAUGGGCUUAAGUUUGCCGGAAUUACCGCGACAUCAGCUACCCGCAGUCUCCAAGAUCGGAUUCGAGCAGCAUUUGUGGUAGGUCGAACAUAGCCGUAAGAGUAGUACACGCGGUCAUCAUCGAUAACGUUUCAAAGUAUUCCAGCAAACUGCCAAAGUUACCACACUAUAGAUAAUACUGUGUAAUUCUAGAUAAACACUAUUUUCGUAGCGUUGUUACAUAUAAAAUUGUUAAAUACCAUAUGUGAUU